Lingula anatina is the source of this 1297-nucleotide messenger RNA. Its product is annotated as transmembrane emp24 domain-containing protein eca. Lineage: Eukaryota; Metazoa; Brachiopoda; Lingulata; Lingulida; Lingulidae. The record is from RefSeq and is a predicted model, not a curated record.
CUUUCGUGUCGCCGUCCAUGUUGGAUACGGAUUUACGUGGCAUUCUGCUGCAGGAGAAGAGACAGUUGUUGGUGGUGUUAGGGACGGGUGCUAAGUAGCUUUUCUUAAUCUUAGGAUCAAAACACCAUAAAGGAACAUAAACAGACAGUUUGCGUUUCAGACAAGGGCUUACAACCAUUAUAGAUAAGUCCAAGAACUCUAACCGGCUAGUUUAGUGCAACGUCGACAUACUCAGUACAGUCUUGCAGACGAAAGUUCGAUACCACAAGAUGAUUUCAAUAAGACAUUUGUAUAGUUUCUUUUUGCAACUGUUAAUGUUGCAACUUGUUGUUGGACUUUAUUUCCACAUCGGAGAAACGGAGAAGAAAUGUUUUAUUGAAGAAAUCCCAGAUGAAACUAUGGUUGUAGGUAAUUACAAGGUAGAAAUCUUUGAUAGAAGUCAAAAUGCCUUCCUUCCAACUGGAGGUGGUUUAGGCAUGCAUGUUGAGGUGAAGGACCCAGAUGAAAAGGUUAUUCUGUCCAGGACAUAUGCUUCCGAUGGCCGCUACACUUUCACAUCUCACACAGCAGGAGAACACACUAUUUGUCUGCAUUCUAACUCAUCUGCCUGGUUUGGAGGUGGCCAGCUGAGAGUUCAUUUAGACAUUCAAGUGGGAGAGCAUGCUAACGACUACCCUCAGAUAGCUACCAAGGACAAACUUACUGAACUUCAGCUCCGUGUAAGACAGUUGCUUGACCAGGUAGAACAGAUCACAAAGGAGCAGAAUUAUCAAAGGUAUCGUGAAGAACGCUUCAGACAGACCAGUGAAAGCACAAAUCAGAGAGUUCUUUGGUGGUCAAUUGCUCAAACCUUGGUAUUGCUUGUAACUGGAUUUUGGCAAAUGAGACAUCUAAAAGGAUUUUUUGAGGCUAAGAAGUUGGUGUAAAUGUGUAUAUUAUAAAUUUCCAGGUAUUAAAAAAGUUAGACAUAGUGUCAGAGGAAAAAAUUAAAAACAAGAAAAAAAGGAACAGGAAUUGUAUUACUAUGCACAUAAACUGUUCUCAUGAAUUUCAUGUACAAAUUGUGAGCCAAGUGAGUACUUCUUUUUUUCCACAAAUGUAACUAUAACAAUUUGGAGAAUUAAAAUAACAGCCCUUUGUAUUAUUAGCAUAAUUUUUUUUUUAUUUCAAAUAAAGUCCAUAUAUCAAAACAUACAAAAAGUGGAAUGUUUUUUUUAUGGGAGUGGUUGUGACUUAUCAGAGAUAAUAAUUAAAAAAAAAGUUUUUAUAAAUAUUUCAUGCUUCCUGUACUAUUACA